Molecule: messenger RNA, 1006 nt
Organism: Balaenoptera acutorostrata (minke whale)
Lineage: Eukaryota; Metazoa; Chordata; Mammalia; Artiodactyla; Balaenopteridae
Gene: RPS4X
Product: ribosomal protein S4 X-linked
Exons: 7
Coding region: 133-924 (263 amino acids)
Biological process (GO): translation
Cellular component (GO): cytosolic small ribosomal subunit; ribosome
Molecular function (GO): RNA binding; structural constituent of ribosome
Source: RefSeq, a predicted model, not a curated record
CCCGUGAGCCGCGAAAGGGCGGAGCUGGGCGGAGCUGGGCGGAGCAUCCAAAGCCCCGGCGCGCGCAACCAUGCACCCUUUUUUCUCUGCGGUCCGGAAAUAGGUGGGCCUCUUUCCGUGCCUAGCGCAGCCAUGGCUCGUGGUCCCAAGAAGCACCUGAAGCGUGUAGCAGCUCCAAAGCAUUGGAUGCUGGAUAAACUGACUGGUGUGUUUGCUCCUCGUCCAUCUACCGGUCCCCACAAGCUGAGGGAAUGCCUCCCUCUAAUUAUUUUCCUAAGGAACAGACUUAAAUAUGCCCUAACAGGAGAUGAAGUAAAGAAGAUCUGCAUGCAACGUUUCAUUAAGAUUGAUAGCAAGGUCCGCACUGAUAUAACUUACCCUGCUGGUUUUAUGGAUGUCAUCAGCAUUGACAAGACUGGAGAGAAUUUUCGUCUGAUCUAUGACACCAAGGGUCGCUUUGCUGUUCAUCGUAUUACACCUGAGGAGGCCAAGUAUAAGUUAUGCAAAGUGAGAAAGAUCUUUGUGGGGACAAAAGGAAUCCCUCAUCUGGUGACCCAUGAUGCUCGCACCAUCCGCUACCCUGAUCCCCUCAUCAAGGUGAAUGACACCAUUCAGAUUGAUUUGGAGACUGGCAAGAUUACUGAUUUCAUCAAAUUUGACACUGGUAACCUGUGCAUGGUGACUGGAGGUGCUAACCUGGGAAGAAUUGGUGUGAUCACUAACCGGGAGAGACAUCCUGGUUCUUUUGAUGUAGUUCAUGUGAAAGAUGCCAACGGCAAUAGCUUUGCCACCCGGCUCUCCAACAUUUUCGUUAUUGGCAAAGGCAACAAACCAUGGAUCUCUCUUCCUCGUGGAAAGGGUAUCCGCCUUACCAUUGCUGAGGAGAGAGACAAGAGACUGGCAGCCAAACAGAGCAGUGGAUAAAAUGAUCUCUAAGUGACGUGACUGGGAGAGUCUUUUUACUUACAGAUAAUACUACAUAAUUAAAAGCCUCUGUAGUGUUGUA